AUGGCGACAGUAUCACACACAGAGACGGACAUGGCCCUUCCUCCUCCGUAUCUGACUCUCCCCUCAGAGGAGAUGGAGGGCCCAGUGAGGGAGAUGAAGGAGCAGCUGGCCACUCUGCAGGACAGUGAGAAGGGACACACAGAGGCCCUGCAGCUACUGCAGAGGCAACUCACUGAGACCAAGUCGUCGGCCAAGGGCCUGCGUGCGACAAUCGGCGAGGCAUUUGAACGCCUGCAGCGGUUCCUGCGAGAGCGCCAGAAGGCCAUGCUGGAGGAGCUGGAGACGGACACGGCGCGCACGCUCUCCGACAUCGAGCACAAGAUCCAGCGCUUCAGCCAGCAGCUGCGUGACGUCAAGGAGGGCAUCGGCAUCCUGCAGGAGCGCCUCAACGAGACGGGACGCCACGACUUCCUGGAGGGCGUGGCCCUCACCUCCGAGAGGAUAAAAGGAAAGAUACAUGAGACCAAUCUAACAUAUGAAGAUUUCCCGACCUCCAAGUACAUGGGGCCCCUGCAGUACACAAUAUGGAAGUCUCUCUUUCAGGAUAUUUCACCAGUGCCAGCAGCUUUGACCUUAGACCCCAUCACAGCCCACCAGAGACUCAUCCUAUCAGAUGACUGCACCAUCGUAGCCUAUGGUAACCUGCACCCCCAGCCCCUGCAGGACUCCCCGCGGCGCUUCGACGUGGAGGUGUCUGUGCUGGGGGCCGAGGGCUUCGGCUCCGGGGUGCACUACUGGGAGGUGAUGGUGUCAGAGAAGACCCAGUGGAUGAUCGGCGUGGCCAACGAGACGGUCAGCCGCAAGGGCAGCAUCCAGAUCCAGCCCAGCCGCGGCUUCUACUGCGUCGUCAUGCACGACGGCAACCAGUACAGCGCCUGCACCGAGCCCUGGACCCGCCUCAACGUCAAGAGCAAGCUGGAGAAGGUGGGCGUGUACCUGGACUACCCCAAGGGCCUGCUGGUGUUCUACAAUGCUGACGACAUGUCCUGGCUGUACACCUACAGGGAGAAGACGUUCCCGGCCAAGCUCUGCCCCUACUUCAGCCCCGGGCAGAGCCACGCCAACGGCAAGAACGUCCAGCCGCUGAGAAUCAACACCGUGCGUCUAUAAGAGCCACACACAGGGUCACUCUACAGAUCGGCUCGCUCACCUCAACCCUCCCUGAGGAUAGGAUACCAACGAUGAUGAUGUAACUAAGAUCCUAAAAGACGGCUCGUUUUUUUUAAAUGAUGAGAGGGGGGGGGGACAAAACAGGGUGUUUGACUAUGAAAUGUAAAUUUAUUUUGUUCUGGUGUUCUUUCUGGGUCGCUGUUUUUGUCUUGCCUGUCGGUGUGGCUCCUCACUGAUCUCACCAGGGAGGGACUAUGUGGACAUUGCUGCAGCAUCAUGGUUUCAACUGAGACCCGGUUAACUUCUUCAGGGGUGGGCCUCUGGGCUUUACUCUGUCUGCAUAGAUGACGUCAUCGCACCGUGGUUUAGUAGUGGGAUCUCUGUGCUGUGACCGAGGCCCACCUUGCACAGGCCCAAGGGCUCUGCUCUCCUUACAAGGCUCCAGACUGACUGACAGACGGCUGCUCGGUCUGUCUCUCUCAGCAGCCAGACAUUUUGAAACUGGCGGUCACCUUUCUUUCUUUUAGGCUUGUUUGUGGAAUAUUUCUGACGACGCUCUGCUCCUUUUUCUUUGGCACAGUUAGCAGUUGUGAGCUCGUGAGUGAAAGCCUAUCGGUGUGGCAGUGAGUGCCCGUUCCAUGUCCUCCCGUGUACCUGUACACUUUACUGAUGGAAAUGAUGUCGCAGCUCUUGAUUCCUUUCCCUCAGGUCACACGUCCAGUUUUCACAGUCGACACUGUCAGUCAGUCCAAGUGCUGGACGUGGCUGAUACUCAUCAUUUGACAAUGGCAGCCUCAUGGUCUGUGUGCUCUAGUGAUGGUCACUCUGUGUGUGGUCACUGUUGUGGUGCUUGCCGUCGUCACCCUUCCCUCGUUUCCCUACACCUCUCCGUCUCUGUUCCUUCUCUCAGCACACCCACCCUCCUGUGUGUGACGUUGGGGGUGCCUGGAGAGGUCGUGUGUGUGGCAUGAAAAUGUGUCGCUGUGCGAGUGGGGACCUCUCUCCCCACCAGGUGGUUUCUGUUGGGUUCUUCCACUCCAGCAUGAGAGCUCUACUCUACCUGGCAUGUACCUAUGUUACAUAUUUGUUUGUACUUUUAUUUUUAGCAGGUUAGUCUUUUUUUGAGAUGAACAUUCUGAGAUGAUCUGGCCAAAUAGCAGUACACAAAGUUGCAGACACGUUUACAAAAUAAAACACAAAGCAUUACAGUUGGGGGGGGAAAAAUAAACAUACAUUUACACAUUGAACAAUAAGAUGGUUUGAGAAAGUGUGGCGCAACUAGGGGUCAAAACAUUGACCGCAACCCCCCCCCCCC
Messenger RNA from Salvelinus namaycush (lake trout), 2425 nucleotides. RefSeq names its product E3 ubiquitin-protein ligase TRIM62. The transcript is spliced from 5 exons. The record is from RefSeq and is a predicted model, not a curated record. Gene Ontology annotation, molecular function: protein binding. The coding region runs from base 1 to 1110 and encodes 369 amino acids. Lineage: Eukaryota; Metazoa; Chordata; Actinopteri; Salmoniformes; Salmonidae. Gene Ontology annotation, biological process: positive regulation of canonical NF-kappaB signal transduction; innate immune response.